Messenger RNA from Echinostoma caproni, 474 nucleotides. The record is from the annotation of a GenBank genome assembly. NCBI's taxonomy places the organism in Eukaryota, Metazoa, Platyhelminthes, Trematoda, Plagiorchiida, Echinostomatidae.
UUUCCACCUCCCGACCCGGUGGACUCUCCUAAUUGUCAAAUUAGGCGGAGCUAUGUCAUGGACUCUACGCCUGUCCAUUUCCCUACGGUCAGAGGUCAUGUGAAAUGGUAUAGCGCCAGUCGUCAUUAUGGGUUUAUUAGCCGAAAUGACGACGGCGGUGAUCUCUUCGUUCAUCGUUCCGUGAUAUCUGCCUAUUCUAAGCGUUUUCCGUCACUGAGAACUGGCGAAGAAGUUGAGUUUUCAGUUGUCGAGACUAACCAAGGUAUCGAGGCUACUUACGUUACUGGUCCUGGAGGACAACCCGUAAAAGUGAGUUGUUGGGUUUACGAAUGCUUAGGUCUGGCAUAUUGUGGCUCGGAAACGCUCACCACACUUCGAAUUUUGGGCAAAUUUCGAAACACCUCUGUGUUACACUCCACGGUGAAUUGUGACUGCAGUUCAUCUUAUCGUUCAAAUAGUGAUGCUAAAGUUUAA